AUUCAAAUGCCGAAGCGGCGGAACACGCGCCCCCCUCUCUCUCCCCACCGUCUCCCUCAUUUCCAUCGAUCCGUUAUAUCAAUUCAAGUCUCCGCUCUCACUCGCCAUAGCUAGGGUUUACUUUGCUCUUCCUCAUCAAUCCGAUUCCGAUCGACCGGAGAAGCUGCGAGCAGAGGUCGAAGAGAUGGAGAAGUACGAGAAGCUGGAGAAGGUGGGCGAGGGCACUUACGGAAAGGUCUACAAGGCCAAGGACAGGGCCACGGGGCAACUGGUGGCGCUCAAGAAGACCCGCCUCGAGAUGGACGAGGAGGGCGUCCCUCCCACGGCCCUCCGGGAGGUCUCCCUCCUCCAGAUGCUAUCGCAGUCCCUGUACGUGGUCCGCCUCCUCUGCGUCGAGCACGUCGACGGCAGCCACAAGAAGAAGGACGGGGAGGGCGGCGGGAAGCCCAUGCUGUACCUUGUGUUUGAGUACCUUGACACGGAUCUGAAGAAAUUCAUCGACUCCCACAGGAAGGGGCCGAACCCUCGCCCAAUCCCUCCCUCCCUCGUGCAGAGCUUCCUGUACCAGCUCUGCAAGGGCGUGGCUCACUGCCACAGCCACGGUGUGCUCCACCGUGAUCUGAAGCCACAGAACCUGCUCGUCGACAAGGAGAAGGGGAUCCUGAAGAUUGCUGACCUUGGUCUCGGUCGUGCUUUCACAGUUCCUCUCAAGAGCUACACACAUGAGAUCGUAACUCUCUGGUAUCGAGCCCCUGAAGUGCUGUUGGGAUCAACUCACUAUUCCACUGGCGUGGAUAUGUGGUCUGUUGGUUGCAUCUUCGCUGAGAUGGUGAGGAGACAGGCCCUGUUUCCCGGAGACUCUGAGUUUCAACAGCUGCUUCAUAUAUUCAGGUUGCUGGGGACGCCAUCCGAGAAGCAGUGGCCUGGAGUUACUUCCCUUCGGGAUUGGCAUGUAUAUCCGCACUGGGAACCUCAGAACUUGGCUCGUGCUGUUCCAUCCCUGGGACCUGAUGGCGUGGACCUUUUAUCGAAAAUGCUCAAAUAUGAUCCUGCUGAAAGGAUAUCGGCGAAAGCAGCACUCGACCAUCCUUACUUCGAUAGCCUGGACAAGUCUCAAUAUUAGAGACCAAGUUUCAUCACUUCAACUACCAUACCGAGAGCCAUCCUGGAAGACUUGAUUUGUUUUCUGUUUUAAGUCGAUGUUAUAUUCCCAGCUAGGGAAUUCUUCAUCUACGACGUAUCUGUUCCGGUUUAAUGACAUUAUGUGGCAAAUGGAUCCGUCUGCCCUGAAUAUGGUUUUAAAAUGCAUGUUUUACUUCGAAAGCUAUUGGCUCCGAAACAGAAAAGAAUGCUCAUGAUCAUAUGAUGUGAGAUUCAUAUGGA
Punica granatum (pomegranate) is the source of this 1383-nucleotide messenger RNA. The record is from RefSeq and is a predicted model, not a curated record. Lineage: Eukaryota; Viridiplantae; Streptophyta; Magnoliopsida; Myrtales; Lythraceae.